AAACUGCAGGGAAUUUUUCCUAAAGUUUCACUGAAGGUUCACAGCAACUUUAAUAAUUUAUCUUAUAUAUUUCCAUUGGAGUAGAAAACUUAAACACUUAAGGAAGUUGAAACAUCACCACAUUAUUCCUGGUUCUCACGCUAUUAAAUAUAAAUACACCGUUACCAGCUCAUAACCAGUUUACCCAGAAGUCAGACUGGCACCAGAAGCCUGGCUGCUGUGUUCGUACAGCUGAGCCAGAAGUGAUGUCAGAGCAGCUUGUUGUGUGUUCAAUUUUCUCCUCAGGCGAAUCAUAAACCAGCUGGGUCAGUUUGCAUGGGAAGCCAGAUAAGCGGCUCAUGCAAACACGGACACAAUCAGAACGUUGUUGGAUCAGCCGAGGCCCCAAAUAAAGCCUCGCAUCCGUGUGGGUUUGAUCCCGUUUUCCCACGUGUCUUUGCAGCUGGAGGAAGUUUGCCGGAGUGCGCGGGAUGCAAAGAGAGGAUCUACGAUGAGCAGUACCUGCAGGCCCUCAACGCCGACUGGCACACCAUCUGCUUCAGGUGUUGCGAGUGCAGCGCCUCGCUUUCCCACUGGUACUACGAGAAAGAUGGACGGCUGUACUGCAAGAAGGAUUACUGGGCCAAGUUCGGGGAGCUGUGCCACGGCUGCAACGACCCGAUCACCACCGGCCUCAUCAUGGUUGCAGGAGAACAGAAGUAUCACCCAGAAUGCUUCAGCUGUCUGAACUGCAGGGCAUUUAUCGGUGAUGGAGACACAUACGCGCUUGUGGAGAGAUCCAAACUGUACUGCGGUCACUGUUACUACCAGACCAUCGUGACGCCCGUGUCGCUGCCGGACUCGCCACACUCCCGGAUCCCGCACACCGUCACGCUCGUGUCCAUCCCUGCCUCAUGCGAGGGCAACAACGGAUGCAGAGGGCGAGGCUUUUCUGUGGCGAUUGACCAGCCGCUCAGCCCCGCCAACGGCUUCAACCCGGAGCACGGACGCACCGUCAGGGUGUCCCAAGUGGAUCCUGACUGCAUCAGCCCAGACGUAAAAAACUCCAUCCAUGUUGGGGACAAGAUCCUGGAAAUCAAUGGGACACCCAUUCACAACGUUCCUCUGGAUGAGAUCGACCUGCUCAUCCAGGAGACCAGCCGGCUGCUGCAGCUCACCAUCGAACAUGACCCUCACGCUCAAGAGGGGGGCUCCUCGGAGGCCGAGGAUCAGGUGGACGGCUGCCUGUCCACCCCGGUGUCGGACGGCCCCACCCCCACCCUGCCGAUCGCCCAGGCCCCCAACCCUGACAUCAGCAACCUGAAAUCACGCAUAAUCACGCGGAGCUACAGCAUUGAUAAGUCACCGGGCUCCAGCAACGCAGCAUCGCCCGUCUCACACAGGAAGGACAUCAAUCGGUCGGAGUCUCUCCGGGUCGUCUCUAAUCGGACUCACCGCAUCUUCCGCCCGUCUGACCUCAUCCACGGAGAAGUCCUCGGAAAGGGAUGCUUCGGACAAGCCAUAAAGGUGACCCACAAGGAAACGGGGGAGGUGAUGGUGAUGAAGGAGUUGAUUCGUUUUGACGACGAAACACAGAGAACAUUCCUGAAAGAGGUGAAGGUGAUGCGCUGCCUGGAUCACCCCAACGUGCUCAAGUUCAUCGGAGUCCUGUACAAAGACAAGAGACUCAACUUCAUCGCAGAGUACAUAAAGGGAGGAACCCUGAGGGAAAUAAUCAAGAAGAUGGACAGUAACUUUCCCUGGAACCAGAGGGUCAGUUUUGCGAAGGACAUUGCUGCUGGAAUGGCAUAUUUGCAUUCAAUGAACAUAAUCCACCGGGACCUGAACUCGCACAACUGUCUAGUCCGAGAGGACCACACCGUGGUGGUGGCAGACUUCGGCCUGGCUCGGCUCAUGGUGGACGAUAAAUGUGAAAAUAAGCUGACACAGGGAAAACUGUCGGGCCUGAAGAAGCCCGACCGCAGGAAGAGGUACACGGUGGUGGGAAACCCCUACUGGAUGGCUCCGGAGAUGAUCCACGGCAAAAGCUACGAUGAGAGAGUGGACAUCUUUUCCUUUGGUAUUAUGCUAUGUGAGGUCAUUGGUCGGGUCAACGCAGAUCCAGAUUACCUCCCCAGAGCGAUGGACUUUGGGCUGAACAUUUCUGGUUUCCUGGAGAACUACUAUCCUCCCAAUUGUCCCCCUGCCUUCUUUCCUAUUGCUGCUUUGUGCUGUGACCUCGAUGCAGACAAAAGACCUGCAUUCUCUAAACUGGAGGAGUGGCUGGAGAACCUCAAGAUGCACUUGGACAUUGGUCUGCCGCUGAUGUCCGAACUGGACCAGUUGCACAAGGCCUUCUGGGAGCACCACAGCAUCCCGCGCCCUGAGAACGGCCUGCACACUCAUCCGGAGCAACCCGAGUGAAGCGCCGCGAGAGGAGUGGCAACGCUGGAGUUGACCCCUCAGGAGACGGUGACCCCACCCACCUCGGGUGGCAGAACGCUGCUGGAGGAGACUUUCUAAUAACCCGUCACAACUGAAGCAGACGAUACCGGUUUUAGCUGGCGCAAGCCGGAUGAAAAGACUCAGGGGGAAAAUAUAAAUUUGAAAAGCCACCAGUGUGUGAUGCCUGCACAUACACACAAACCCAUUCUCACUGCAGCUACUUCUGAAGCUAAAGUAAAAUAUAUCAUAUGCAAUCAGAAAUUUCAUGUAACGCUUUAAUCGCAUACAUUUAGCAGAAGUGAUCCCACUAGAGAAUACUUACUGUGCUUUUUACUGUAGUGUGUAACUUCACAUGCAAAACAUAGCAGCAAGCCUUCAGCCACGUCACUUCACGUCUCCAGACUGCAUGGUGCAGUUUGUGUCUGCAAACAUUUGCUGCGUUUGGUUUUCUUUUGGAUCUCGGAACAGAACUUAUUAGAGAUGCAAGCAAAAGGCAACGACCUCCCAGUGUCUGAGGGACAGUUUUGUAGACCUUCUUGUACAAGUGAAGUGAAACUUUUCAAGCUUUAAGUAUCCAAUUGACAAAUGCAUGGCUGUAAAUAACGCUGCCAGGUCAAUUCCCGCUUCAGUGUGCCCCUCUAACCCUAUUCAGUCAUGAACCACUUGGAGUUGCUCGUCUCUCCUGUUUAUACGUAGCACUGAAUUUAUGGUAAGGUACCCGUCCUACAUUUGGUACGUCUUCUCUCCGUUUAGAGAGUUCUUAGCGCAUCCCAUUCACACUAACACUCAAAUACAUUAUGUGUACAUCAGCGGCAACUUUGUAAAUGUUUUAAAUAUUGUAAAUGUACAGACAUAUUUUAUAUACGUACGUUACAUUGCCAUAUUUUUAUUGGCUGGAGGUGUCACUGCAGUUGAAACGGCAUGGCAAAAAUAUGAAUUUUUUUAAUUUACGUGUUGUCACUGUGUCAGGGUAAAUGCUUCGAGACCAUCUUCAAACACUUAAAAACCUCUGCUAAAAAUUAUUUUAAAACAACAAAAAACAACCUGAGAACCAAUUCUGGUAAAUGUACGCAUUCACUUUUCAACCCUUCUGCAAUUAAAUCAAACAUUGCAGCUACAGUGCCUCGAUGAGUAUUUAUACCAUAAACUUUUUCACAAUUUGUCGCUUUAGUUUGGAAGGAUUUACUGGUUCCCAGUAGAAAGGCUUCAGAACCAUAAACUUUAAUGUAUUUUAUUGGGAUUUUAAGUUGAUGGACUAAUUGGACAACAGUUUUUACCAACUUUGCGCAUUUACCGACUGAGAUCUUUACCCAUUUUUCUUUGCACAAAAGCUCAAAAUCAGCCAGAUUACAAAUCAAGUAUUCAAUUCAUUUCAAAAUGCUAUAAGAAUCCCAGAGAAAAAGAUAUUAAAUAGAUCAAAAUUUUAUAGCUAUCAUCAAGUUUCUCAAUUGGGUUUAGGUCUGGACUUUGACUUGUAACACAUGAUAGGGCUGCAGCUUUGACUUUACGUGUAAGGAAGUUGUGCCGCUGAAAUCCUCCACUUUUUAUGAACCUCUCCCAAAAAAGUCCCAAUUUAAAACAUUAAAGUUUCUGUUUGUAUUCUGACAAAGUAUGAAAAAAA
Messenger RNA from Poecilia reticulata (guppy), 4045 nucleotides. NCBI's taxonomy places the organism in Eukaryota, Metazoa, Chordata, Actinopteri, Cyprinodontiformes, Poeciliidae. The record is from RefSeq and is a predicted model, not a curated record.